Messenger RNA from Blastomyces dermatitidis ER-3, 3413 nucleotides. Its product is annotated as regulatory protein. Gene Ontology annotation, molecular function: zinc ion binding; DNA-binding transcription factor activity, RNA polymerase II-specific; RNA polymerase II cis-regulatory region sequence-specific DNA binding. The transcript is spliced from 3 exons. The record is from RefSeq and is a predicted model, not a curated record. Gene Ontology annotation, cellular component: chromatin. The coding region runs from base 100 to 2730 and encodes 876 amino acids. Lineage: Eukaryota; Fungi; Ascomycota; Eurotiomycetes; Onygenales; Ajellomycetaceae. Gene Ontology annotation, biological process: DNA-templated transcription; regulation of transcription by RNA polymerase II.
GAGCACGUGAUAUCUCUCCUCAGCGGGCGGCGCAACCCCCUCAUUCUCCUCUAAUUCUCCGCUCUCCCUGGAUCUCACUGUCGACGCUCCCCAUGAAAGAUGGAUAGUAACCGGCCUGCGCCUGGUCGCGUGAGGAAGAAGAGCACAUCGGCCGCCCGCAAAUCGCUGUCUUGCGAGUAUUGCAGUCGCCCAUUUGCGCGCCUGGAACACCUCCAGAGACAUCUCCGCACACACACAAAAGAAAAGCCGUUUUCGUGCGAGAUAUGCUCCAAAUCAUUUGCGAGAAGUGAUCUCCUCGUCCGCCAUGAGCGCCUAGUCCACCCCUCAGAGGGAAAUGCGCAUCACCGUGCCGAAAAUAGGACAACUGCCGCUGCUGAUGUAUCCGCAACCCCCGCAGCCAUACCCGCCCCACCUCCACCUCCGCCUCCAUCCUCAAACCAUGACAGCCACUUAUUGAACCUGCCGCAGCCUGUGGCCACUAAUUCACCUGCAGUAACCCACCCAAAUAUACCCGUCCAUUCUGCUCAGAUAGCAGAACCAGCCCAGUUCAACCCGUCGUGGGGGUAUGACCUUAACCUCCUCUCGCACGCCGCAAGCCAUGUUGCGCUCGAGGGCCAGCAGGAGACACUUGAGCCAAUUCGCAAAACACCUGUGCAGGAAAAGCAAAUAACUGGUAACUAUGGCGUGGAGCCAUCUCUACUGGACCUUGCGGAUCUAGGGGACCCGGUCCAGGAUUUCGGUGUCUUCCUAGAAAGCGUUGGUCUGUCAUCCGAUUGGGACUUGGGGAUGUUUUCGACGGCAGGUGAAACGGAACCUAUACUCCCUGGGGUAAUACCACCCCCCUCUUUUGAUCCAAAACACCCGAUGAAUCCUCCAAGAUACAACAAUGGAGACAUUAUAGGCGACCAGCGCACCUCCACAGAAGACGCUCCAUCUUUUUCAAAUUUUGGAUCCCGCCUCCCCUCGCUCCAACCAGAGUCUCACGACCCGGAGGAUCGUCUUGGGAUCCCCGAUGAAAUCGCCCAGACUCGGCCGGCGUGGGAUGUGUCAAAUCAAGAUAGGCAACUUUUCAUUGCCCGACUAGAGGAUUUCGCCCACGUACUUCCCAAAGGUUUUGUGCCUCCGUCAAGACAUGCACUGUCUCGGUUUUUUGCUGGCUAUAUCAAUGGCCUGAACGAACAUCUUCCCUUCAUCCAUGUCCCAACACUUUCUGUGGCUAGAUGCCCGCCUGAGCUAAGCCUCGCGCUAGCCGCUGCCGGCUCUCAUUACAGGUUCGAAAAUAAUCGAGGAAUCGAUCUUUUUUACGCUUCUAAAUCAAUUCUUCUUGAACGACUUCGACGACGAGAUUCUCGACGAGUGCCUCAAGUACCAUGGGGAUUUGGUGGACCCAGUCCUGGUGUUCAUCGCUCCCGAGCCUCGUCCUCGAUUUCUAAUCCUGGUAGUAGCCCAUUCCAGCAGCCAUACAUAUCUGCUGUGGAUGGUGCCACGUACCUUGGCGAAGAUUCCGUUGCACAAAUGGAAAUCAUCCGUACUUUCCUCCUCCUCACUGUAUUUGCUUCAUGGGAAAGACAUCCCGAAUUGCUACGCGAGAUACUUGCGCUUCAAAGCACCCUUGCCAGGCUUGUUCGCGAUCAUGGCCUUGUCGAAUCCACGCCAACAUCGGACGGGAUAAGCUGGGAAGAUUGGGUUCACCGCGAAGCUGAUAGGCGAACCAAGCUUAUUGUUUAUUGUUUUUUCAAUCUCCAUUCCAUUAUGUACAAUAUACCUCCGUUGAUUUUGAAUUCUGAGCUGAAGCUCAACAUGCCGGGACCUGCUGAAGAAUGGAAAGCACCCAAUGCAGCUCAAUGGCGCCGGUUGCACCGGUCCCGUGUUGAAGGGGAUACUUCAUUUCAAGAAGCUUUUAUGAAGCUUUUUAUCAAAUCGCCGCAGUCGAAUGGUGUUACGCCUAUAUCCCCAUUGGGAAAUUAUGUUCUGAUCCAUGCAAUAAUUCAACAAAUUUUCUUUGCCCGGCAGCUAUGCCUAUCAUCCCCUCUGAUGUCUGGCACUAGCUUACGACCCGAAGAUCUUUCAGUCUUGGACUCUUCUCUGAGCGCAUGGAAAGCUGGUUGGAGGCGAACUCCGGAAUCAAGUAUCGACCCUCAAAGCCCGGCCGGUCCGAUCGCAUUUACAUCAACUGCUCUUCUCGGCUUAGCGUAUAUCAGGCUGCAUCUGGAUCUCGGCCCCUGCCGCAACCUUGUAACCCAAGACCCAGUUCAGAUUGCACGGGCUCUUAAAGAGUCACCACCUGUCGUGCGGAACCCAAGGCUAACUAUGGCGUUAUUGCAUUCCGCACAUGCCCUCUCGAUCCCAGUACGACUAGGGAUAGAUUUCGUUGCAAAGACUCAUUCGUUUUUCUGGAGUAUACAACAUUCAAUUUGCAGUCUCGAGUGCGCAUUUCUGCUCAGCAGAUGGCUUCUCGCAAUUCCUGCCACUCAAUCCGACCAGCGGCUAUCCGACCAUGAGCAAAAACUACUCUUGUGGGUAAAGAGCAUGAUGGAGGAGACAGAUAUGGUUUUCAAUAUGGCCAAUACGGGCGAGCUGGACUUUAUAAAUGACCCACUCAAAUUGAAGGAGCUUAGUAUCGCCGUUGUUCGCGUAUGGUCGAGAACUUUCAAAGGAAACACGAGCUGGCCCAUCGUGGACCUCAUCGGGUCGAGUUUAGAGGUCUAUGCCGAUUUGCUGGAGUCUUAGAAAUGUCUCUACAUACUCAAGUUACACAUAAACAAUCUCUUUCUACUUUCAUUUAUUCGAUCUGGGUCAUACCUUAGUUGUGAUACCCAAAACACCCCGAUGCCUACAGUCUAUGGUUCUUGAAUACUUCACGUUCGCCUACGCCUUUCUGAAUAAAUUUAACAUGUGAACACCCAGAGAAGGUUUUACCUAAUCGAUUUGCUCUGCUGCUGGUUGACACUCUCUCAACUUACCCGUCUGAUUGGGCGCGGCAUCAAGUGCCGUCUUCCUCCCAUACCGUCCGCUCUACCUACACCUCCUUCCCUCUUCUCGCCUAAUUCUCUCGAUUGACAUGUCUCCUCUAUUAAUGGUCACGGCGCCUAGCGUUUUGCUUUAAGAGGCUAUCUGGGUUGAGUAUCUCCAUCAACUUCUCUGAACGAUAUACUAAGAUAUCUCCCUCAUUGUGCCACAUCUCACAUCUUCAUUAUUCAAGAAGCAAAUAAACGAAGAUGCGAGAAGCAAUGCCUGCCUCUUAGCUGUCUGUGCACAUUCUGAAUUGACCUAUUCUUCUUUUGAUAUAUGGCAUGGCAUGUUCUCCCUUCCAAGAAACCUACCUCGUCCCGAUCGGGCCUUUUAUAAAUCCGUUUCUUCCUACCUCACUAAUAUCGAAUUUUUUUUGAAUUUUUUUCUUGUUUCUUUUCUCC